This is a messenger RNA of Penicillium pulvis, 1845 nucleotides long. RefSeq lists its product as uncharacterized. Lineage: Eukaryota; Fungi; Ascomycota; Eurotiomycetes; Eurotiales; Aspergillaceae. The transcript is spliced from 4 exons. The record is from RefSeq and is a predicted model, not a curated record. Gene Ontology annotation, molecular function: DNA-binding transcription factor activity, RNA polymerase II-specific; zinc ion binding. Bases 1 to 1845 code for a protein of 614 amino acids. Gene Ontology annotation, biological process: regulation of DNA-templated transcription.
AUGGUCGGUGAAUCGCGAACACCCGCCCCCGACUCACGAGCCAAGAAGGCGCCAAACCGGCAGUCGCGCUCCUGUAAGGUCUGCCGGCUCCGUAAGGUCAAGUGUGACCGUGUCAAGCCUUGUCACGCAUGUUGUGCGCACGGGUAUCCGUCUAAAUGUGUUUACGAAACAGUGCCUGGCGACGAGGCGCGCCCGAUCAGCCAGGCGGAGGAAAUCCGAAAUCUGCGGGCCGAGAUCCAAGAAUUAAGAACAAGGAUAGAUGAGAGACAAGAUGGGUCUCACGAUCAAGAUCUGGAGCGGCUGGACCGGCUUGAGAGCUUAUUUGAGUCUAUUCGCUCUGCCCCGCUUAGUGUGGUUGACCACAUCGUGCGCGAGGUUCGAUUCGCUCAUGGUGGGAUAAAGAAAGAUUUGGUGCAAGUAGGGCCAUGGGAGGGUCAUGAGGCAUAUAACAGCUACCACAAUUCACGUGCUUCUCCACCACUAUCUAUCAUUCCAAUCCGCCAGCGAGCAAGCGACUCGGGUUCGGACCUCAAUUUCAGUGAUCCUCCGAUGUAUGAGGAUGAUGACAGCGAAGACCAAAUGUCUCUGAGCAGCGUUUCAGACUCAUCGGGGUCCUCCGGUACAAUUUAUUUGAUCGGCAUGCAGCGGCCUUCUGUUGACGUUUUUGUUGAACGUUUCGUCGACGCAUUCAGCCCGCAGGUUGACAACAAAUCUGGUCGCGCAGGAGCAUUGAGGGCCGCCGCAGGCAUUCGGAUGUUCUCGCCACUCAUCUCGGAUGCUUUUGAAGCAGUCUCUGUGGCUUUCUUUGGUCGAUCUAUCCAGAAUAAACAACUCGAAGCUUCAGGAUUCCGGCUGUAUCCCCGCGUUUUGCGCGAACUGCAGGAGGCAUUGAUUGACCCAGAGCGGUCCAAGUCCGAAGCGACCUUGGUAACAGUGACACUUCUGCUUGCCUUUGAGAGUGUGGAGCGCACCACAGCUAAGGGUGUGCCAGCUCACGUAAGAGGUGCAGUACGCUUAAUUGAGCAUCGUGGCCCAGAGAAUCAUAUGUAUGGUGUUGAGCACCUCUUGUUUACCGAGCUCCGGCCUUAUUGGAUUGCUGGUGCAUGUGCGGGUCGAGAGCCUUCAUUCUUAGCCCACGAAGAUUGGAGGACCAUUCCGUGGUCGGCUGGGACGACUACCAAAGAUAUCCUGCAUCAUUUACUCGACCUCGCCACGGAGGUGCCCGCUCUGUUGUCCCAGUCUGAUUCAUUCAAGGCAGCGCAGCAGGGCGCAUCCAAAAUGGGAGCCCAAGAAACUGCGGCCAAACAGGCUGCACUUUGGAACGGAAUCACCGAUCUCACUGCCCGCUUCUAUCAGUGGUAUCAUGACUGGGUCAAGUGCUACCCAGACGGCCCGCCGGAGGAAGUCGAGCAGACGGAAGACCAAGACUUCCCCAUAUUCAAACGACGCGAUUUGCGCACUGGCGCUACCUACACACCAACGAGGCUCUCUUACCCGAACCUUCUCCUUGCACAAACCAUGUGUGUGUAUUACGCGUUCCGCCUGAUCCUGUCCUCGAUAGAUACGCGCCCAGAGGAUCGGGUGAGCGUUCCAGAGCAGUACGAACUGGGAUGCGGUAUUUGCCGCACCUAUGCAUUCUAUAUUCUUACAGCCCCAGGAAACAUGAUCAAUCGCCUCGCAUUCCCUACACGCGUAGCAUGGGAGGCCUUCCCCGACAAUGGGCCCGAACGGGCUUUUAUGACUGAGGUGCUGCAAUUGGUUGAGAAGCGCCAUUCCCUAGCGCUUUGGGGUGGUGGCAUGUCGGAACUCUCGGCUAGGCAAGGCACCCCCCUCAACACAGCAUGA